UGGAACAUUUCAGUUUCGAUUUAACACUGCUUGGCUAACGACGUCGGCGCAGUUGUGGUAUUGUUUGAGAAAAAGAAUAGCUAGCAAAGAAAGAAAGAACGAAAGGAAGCAGAUUCAGUGUCUAGAAAAAGAAGAAGAAGAAAAAGAUAGAAUACGCGUCGCGUUUUUGCCUUCAAAGUGUUUGUGAAUGUGAGAAAAAUGUGAGAAAAUCGAAAAGAAUGUGAAAAAAAGAAAAUACAACCACCAGGUCAGAAAGAAAAUUCAAAAAAGAAAAUUAACCGAAAAAAAUAAAAAUUUCACAUCUAUGGGGUGUCCAUAGAUAGCAACGACAAUCAAAUCAAAUUCAGAAAAAAGGAAGAAAGGAAAAAAAGUGAUAAAAAUUUCAAGAGCAAAAGAAUACAAUAACAACAUCAAAAAAAAUCAUAAAAGUGUUGUAAUUUUAAGGAAAUAAAAAAAAGAAUAAUUAUUAUUUUUAUAAUGACAAAAUUAAAAACAACAAGAAUUGCUUUUGCGGAGAACUUCAAGUGGUGUUAGCGCUACAUAAAGCCGGUUUGCUCUCCGAUAUUUUCCAAAAAAAUCAUAAACAACAAUAGUCAACAAAUCACGUUUUGAGUUUACCAAACAUCAGAAUAGAGAAAAAACCAAUUCCAAAAUUUCGUAAUUUAAUACCCACCAAAAACAAAACAAAAAAUAUUGAGGCCAAUAAAAAAAAAAUAAAAUAAAAAAACUCCAACCCAAAGACCUACUGUAAUGCAACACAAAACGUCUCGUUUGGCGAUUAACAAAAUCAAAAGACGUUACCGCAUGAGUCUGAUUGAAUUCAAUGAGAACAAAUUCAUAGGGCUACAGCGACAUUACCCACCACUGCAACCACGAGCGGAGGGCGCAAAAGCAGCAGCAGCUACAGCAUCACUAGUCAAAGAACCACAAAAAAGGUGCUAAAAAGCCCAGCAAAAUAAAACAACGAUUGUCGGUUAAGUGAUGCGAAAAUUUUGAGAUAAACAUUUUGAGGGGUUUGGGGAAAAAAUCGUAACGAGAAAAACCUUUGACGAGCGUUUGUUGAACUCCAGUGUUGUUGUUAGUCUAUUAGGUUCGCCUGUCGGUCUGUCUGUCUCUCAGCUUCUCUGGUUAACCCAAAUAAAAUCAAAUAUUUUGCAAUAACACAGAUCGACAACAGCUAAAAAAAAAAAAACAAACCUAAAACGGAAAACGCCAACUGCUGUAACGGCAGUGAGAACGAAAUCCAACAACAGCAACAACAACUACAAAGAAGAAAUAAACACAACAACAUUGCAACAAAAGUGCAAUAACCCAUCCGGGCAAAUGAGGGUACUCGUCAAUGUUGAAUGACUGGGGGAGUAGCAGCCAAGAAGAAACUUUGAACGAUCACCAAGCUGGCGAACAAAACAACAUAAAAUACUGCCAAGCGAGCACUCAAAUAGAGCAAUAAAAACAACAACAACAGAAACAAAAACAGUGCAACAGAUCUGUAGAAAAAAAGAGUCUAAACAACGCAACUGAAUAGAAAAGGCUCUGCUCUAGAGACUAGCUAGCGCAUCAGCCAGCUAGCCAGCCAGCCAGAAAGCAUUCGCAUCAGCAAUCGCAUUUCUUUUAAUUAAUUUAUGCAUUUUUAUGAUUCUCUUGUUUGUAGAAAAGAAAACAACAACAAUAAUUUUCCAAAACGAAAACAAAGAACCGACCGAAAGAAAGGAAGUGGCUUUGUUUUAAAUUUUACAAAAGAAAAUAUUUUGUUUUGUUUUUCGCAAUUUUUUCUAUUUGCAUUCAAUUAUCUGAAAACACUCGAAUUUUGUUUGGAAAUUCAAGACAUUUGUAAUUAUCACCAACUGCCGAAAACUGCCAAAAAAAAAUUCUGAUAAUAAGAAAGAUUUUUUUUCGUAGCUGUCAUCACUCCUCUUUCAUUACUGUGGCCUUUUGUUGUCCGCUGGGGGUGGUAAUUAUUCUUUCGUUACCAUUCGAAAUCAAUCAGCCACCGCCAAUUCAUCAGCAAAAACAGGCACAGACGCUCACACACGCCGCCACACCAAAAAUUCAAUAUUAAUCUCCAAUAAAAAACAUGGUACUGCAAAAUCACAACAGAAUCCAGACACGUACUGUAACACUGACAAGCGUUAAUCGCACCGGCACCACCACCACAAUUACCUCCGGCAUUGCGACGGCAUCACACGCGCCCUCUGACGUUUCGACCAGCAGUCAACCCACCAUCUACAGAAUGAAUCAACAGCGACCAAUUAUCGAUCUGCUGGUGGCCAUGAUAGCGGUACCCAUACUGAUAUUGUGUGCCCUACAGUUGGAGAAGAAUCUGCACGAUAUGGCCAAUAGUCCGGAGAGUAGGUGGCUGGUCUUUGCACUGGGCAUUGGCAUGCUAAUUGUUAGUGUAAUCAUUUGUGGCUAUGUAACGCAUCGCAUGGGUGUCUGCAUUUGGGCGGGACCCAUUGAUGAGACGGGUAAUCGUGUGGGCAGCAGCAGCAGCAGUGGCAGUACAAAUGGACGAGGUGUAACACAUAUCAAUUCCCAAAAUGAUAUCCUGCGAAUUGUUGAUUCACUGCCACCCAGCUAUGAUAGUGUGGUAAAAUUCGAUAUCCCACCACCGCCCUAUGACUGUUUGGUCAUUGACAUGGAGCAAUGCAAGGAUGAACAGGAGACACCGGAUAAACCAAAUACAAUGACAACAUCUUCAUCGACAGCGUCGACGACGACGACAACAACAACUGCUAACAGCGAUACAGCGUCAACGGUACACAUGUAAACGAAUCCAAUCAAAACAAAAACUUAAUCCCUUGGGAGAGAGAAUUGAAAAGAGAUUGAAAUAAUUUUGAAUUUUCCCUGAGAGAAGGGAGUGGGGAAAAGCAAAAUAUUUCACCCUUAAUGCAAUGAAAAAAACAAACAAGAAAAAGCUACUGAUAAGGUUUUUUUUUUCGAAACACUGUUUUCUAAAUAGAUGCAUUUUAUUUUACUUUUUGCAAAGAUUGUAUAUAUUUUCAAAUGAAUUAAAACCCGGUUUCCAAUGGAAUUCAAAACCAAGGCCUAUAUCAGGACGGCCAAGAAGACUAAUUUGGACAACAGUUUGACAAAAAAAAAACUUAUUGGUAUUUGAAUUUCCUUUAAUUUAAAAACACAAUUAUUUUUUGACAUUAAACUUGGUAGUCAGAUGGUCAUACCGGCUGACUUUAGCAGGGGCCUUGUUAAAAAUAUUCUGAAAAAAAAAAUAAAUUUUUUAAUUUCAAAUUGUAAUCUUGAAAAUAUUUUCCAUAUGUCAAUCAGAAUAUUUGAUAAAUGAGUGUUUUUGAAUUUUACAGAAACUUUAUUUUUAGUUAGAUAUGAAAAUAUAUGUUUUUUGGCAUCAAUUUAAAAUUAAAAUUUUCUGAUUUAUAAAAAAUUAAAUAUAAAGCAAAAAACAAUUAGUAUUUUUAGUAUAUAUUUUUAUAUUUAAAAAUAAUAUAAUGCUUUCCAUUCUUUAUAUGCUAAAACUUAAGUUUAUAUUGAUUACUUUCCAUCAAUAUAAAGGAAGUAUUUUUAGAUUUCCUUCUCAUUUUUUUCUUCCCUGAAGCAGCAAUACACACCAAUUAAUCUAGUCCAAAUACAAAAAACAAGAAGAAACGCUGUUGUAUAAUUUUCAUUACUACUUAAAAAUAAUAAAAAAAUAAAUUAAAAAAAAA
This is a messenger RNA of Musca domestica (house fly), 3677 nucleotides long. RefSeq lists its product as uncharacterized. The record is from RefSeq and is a predicted model, not a curated record. The transcript has 5 exons. Lineage: Eukaryota; Metazoa; Arthropoda; Insecta; Diptera; Muscidae. The coding region runs from base 2075 to 2767 and encodes 230 amino acids.